This is a messenger RNA of Bactrocera neohumeralis, 2645 nucleotides long. RefSeq names its product C-type lectin 37Db-like. The transcript has 4 exons. Gene Ontology annotation, molecular function: signaling receptor activity. Bases 1807 to 2382 code for a protein of 191 amino acids. NCBI's taxonomy places the organism in Eukaryota, Metazoa, Arthropoda, Insecta, Diptera, Tephritidae. The record is from RefSeq and is a predicted model, not a curated record.
CUACCAGUUUUAUUAAUAAAAUCGUUGUUUUAUAACAAUACCUUCUUUUAAAUAUUUUAUACUUGUAACGUUAUAAGUGAUCUUGUCAGUGUCGCGGAAUGUGUCAAGAGAGUAAAUAUCAAUGAGCAAGAUUCGAUGCAAAAUUAAGUAUUGGCUAUGCAAGAAAAGAGUAUACUAAACACUAAUGAUUGUGUUGAUGCGACAUACUUCCAAAUAUCGUCUGUCUUCUGAAGUACAUAAAGUGCAUUCGGCGACUUUUACGAUGAGUGAAAUUGUUCAACAAAGAAGUUCCUUUAAAUUUUGUGUGCGGAAUCAAGUUUUUGGUGUCGAAACGUUCAGUAUGUUAAAAAAGGGCUUCGAUGAUAAUUGUUUGUCGCGAGCAAGUGUGUUUGAUUGAUCAAAAUUAUUCAAGGAGGGUCAAAAACGACGAACCACGUCAAUAAAGUAAAGGAAUUGGUGCCUGGGAAUCGACGAUUAAUAGUCAGAAAUCUUUUUGGCAUCGCUGGAAUAUCGGAAGGAUUAGUGAAAACAAUUUUAAAAAAUCAUUUGGGGCUAAAAAAGGCAUGAUUGAUUCAAAAAUCACUAAAUUUUUCGGAAAACAGUGACGCGUUAACAUCUGUGAAGCAAUGCUUUCCGACUAUCAGGAUGCCAUGAGUAGUAAUAAUAAUACCUUAUUGGCGAUGAAUCUUAGGUAUAUCCACUUUUGACAUACAGCCAUACGAUUACUAAGAAAAGAUUAUCUCUGAUUUUCAAAUAUAUUUCUCACACAUUGACCGAUAUUGGCGGUAAAAAGUCAGACAAGGAGUAUAUACAAGUAUAACCCUAUGUCUAACUCGAUUAGUUUUAGGUGAUACAAACAAACGUUAGGUGAACAAAACUCAUUAGCAACAUGUUGCAGGACUAAAAAAAUUAUGGGAAAAUUUUCAAAGAAUUCUUCACGAAUAUUGAUAUUUUAAUUUUAAUUUGCAUAAAUUCAGUGAGUUAGGGGUGCUUCACAGGUCAAUUGCGAGACCAAAUUUCGCUUAACCACAUUAAUUUCUUUAUUCUUUUUUUAAUAUUCACCAAUUUUAUUUAAUUUCAGAAAAGUACCCAAUCGCUUAAAAUCGCGCUGGUACAAUUUUACAUAGGGAUGCAGUUCAAUUGUCAAUCUGAUAAGCCGUGGAAGUGAUAACCCCCAACCCCGCAGACGCGAUAAUUCGACUCAUUGUACAUUCCUGACCAAUACGGCAUAAAACUUGUUGCGUAUUUUAUUGCUACUCACGGGGCAACGGGCAGAACCAACAACAGGAUCAGCCCACGAUUUAACCAGGUUGUUCUCUUGUAACUAAUUUACAAAAAAACAAGUUGUCUAUUUGGACAUUAGACGAAGUUGAUAGUCAACCAUGCAAAUUAAAAAGCGAACUUCACCGAAGUAUAAAUAUAUACUAUUUUGAUAAUGAGUAUUUUAUUUGUACCACUUUCUAUCUCGGCUCUACUUAUGAUAAGUGUAUGAUUCACUAGUUCUACUAAAAAUAUGUAUUGCUUGAAAUAUACAAAGGAAGAGUAGAGUUUUGUGGGGAUUAUACGAACAUAUGAUGAUGAUACGAACAAAGUUAUAAUAUACAACGCUACAAAUUGUGCGCGUGUACAAAAAUAUGAAAGUAUGUGCUGUAUAUCAACAAAAGUUGGAACAAAUAUAUAUAAACAUACACACAUAUAUAAAUUGGGUAUUCUACGCUAUAAUCACACUUUUCGCGACACAUUCUUCAGUGUCGAUUGAGAUUGCCUGCAAAUACGGUGUUAAUAAAGUAAUUAAUCAGCGACAAAAUGGGUUUGACAAAAUGCUGUAUUUUAAUUUUGUGCUUUGCGGGGGUCUUACCCCAGUCUAUUAAUAUUUCCAAUCGCAGUGAGAAUGAGACUCAACCCUUCAUAGAGAUCGGUAGUAAAUAUUACUUAAUAAAUACUGCUACUACGAUGAAUUGGUUCGGUGCGGUGCUUUUUUGUCGCAACUAUGAUAGUGAUUUAGCCGUAAUUGAAUCGCUAGCUGAGAUGAAUGCAUUGAGUUUUUAUUUAACCACGAAUGAAGGUCAUAUUGGUAAAAAUUUUUGGCUGGGUCUGACCGAUUUGGCCGAUGAGGGUAAAUUUAUGUCACUCAAAGACGGACGUCCAAUGCUCUAUGCUAAAUGGGCAGGCGGUCAACCAGACGAUGCUGGUCAAAAUGAGGAUUGUGUACAUCUUCGUUCUGAUAGUAAAAUAUUCUUUAUGAACGAUGUUACUUGCAUGGGUCAGUAUUAUGCCAUCUGUGAGCUGCGACACCCGAAGAAGAGUUGUGACGUGUGUGAUUUGAAAAAUUUUAUGGAAAGAUUCAUGCAACAUACAAAUGUUCCACACUGUCAAAAUUAGUUAGGUGGAAUACCUUUUUUAAAUAUUUUAUAGCGUUAAAUGUGACUGAUGGUCGUGUAGUUAGAGAUAAUCCUCUUUAUUUGGAUACAUUAGUUUACUUUCCAAACAAAAAUAAAAAAUUGUCAAAAUCGGAUUUCUUAUCAGCAGAAGCUAGAACAAACUUUUUAUACAGAAAAAGCCUAUAAAUGAAUUUGAUAUAAUAGUACAUAAUAAAACCAACGCGAUAUCGAAAUAAUACGAAAGCAUUACCAAAAGACCGAUAA